AUGUCUCAAUCGACUCUGCCUAAGGACUUUCUUUGGGGCUUUGCGACAGCAAGUUACCAAAUAGAGGGAGCCCCCCAUGAAGAUGGUCGAGCAGACAGUAUCUGGGACACUUUCUGUCGCAUUCCAGGCAAGAUUGCUGGUAACGAGAACGGGGACAUUGCCUGCGAUUCGUACCACCAAUACAAGCAAGAUGUGAAGCUUCUAAAAGAUAUGGGUGCUCGAGCUUAUCGAUUCAGCAUCUCUUGGUCUCGCGUUAUUCCUCUAGGCGGACGCGAGGAUCCUGUCAACCAAAAGGGCCUGCAGUAUUAUGUUAACCUUGUGGACGAGUUGCUUGCCAACGGCAUUGAGCCCAUGGUGACGUUGUAUCAUUGGGACCUGCCCGAAGCUCUCGAUGAGAGAUAUGGCGGCCUGCUAAACACAGACGAGUUUGUUGCCGACUUUGCUCAAUACUCUCGUACCAUUUUCCGAGCUUUGGGAGACAAAGUAAAGUAUUGGGUCACUUUCAAUGAGCCGUGGUGUAGCUCGAUUCUUGGAUACAACGAAGGUGUCUUUGCACCCGGCCGGACCAGCAACCGCUCCAAAAGCUCAGUCGGCGAUAGCAGCACCGAGCCUUGGCUAGUCGGGCACAACUUGCUUAUUGCCCAUGGCGCAGCCGUUAAGGUAUAUCGCGAGGAGUUCAAAUCGAGGCAGGGCGGACAGAUCGGUAUCACCUUGAAUGGUGAUUGGGUCGAGCCUUGGGAUCCGAAGGACCCUAAGGACAUCGAAGCCUGCCAGAGAAAACUCGAGUUCUCGAUCGCUUGGUUCGCCGAUCCUGUUUACCGCGGUGACUAUCCAGAAAGCAUGCGCCAACAACUUGGAGACCGCCUGCCGAAAUUCACGCCUGAGCAGCGGGCUUUGGUCCAGGGCAGCAACGACUUCUAUGGUAUGAACCACUACUGUGCGAACUACAUCAAGCACAGGUCCGGCGACCCGGAGCCAGAAGACUACCUCGGAAACUUAGAAUCUCUGCUUUCCAACAAGGAAGGUCAAGACAUCGGCCCAGAGACUCAGAGCCCCUGGUUGAGGCCAUAUGCCAUUGGUUUCAGAAAACUACUCAAGUGGAUCUCUGAUCGCUACGGGCGUCCUAUCAUAUACGUCACUGAGAAUGGUACGAGUCUGAAGGGCGAGAAUGAUUUAGCAAAAGAAGAGAUCCUGGAAGACGAUUUUCGCGUGUGGUAUUUCAAGGAGUACGUCACCGCUAUGGCAGAUGCAUAUACACAUGACGAUGUCGAUGUCAGGGGUUACAUGGCAUGGAGUCUGAUGGACAAUUUUGAAUGGGCAGAGGGAUACACGACCCGCUUUGGAGUCACAUUCGUCGACUACGAAAACGGUCAGCAGAGGUUUCCAAAGAAGAGUGCGAAGGCCAUGAAGGGACUCUUUGACUCCCUCAUGUCAAAGUCAUAG
This is a messenger RNA of Aureobasidium subglaciale EXF-2481, 1443 nucleotides long. RefSeq names its product glycoside hydrolase family 1 protein. The record is from RefSeq and is a predicted model, not a curated record. Bases 1 to 1443 code for a protein of 480 amino acids. Gene Ontology annotation, molecular function: beta-glucosidase activity. The transcript is spliced from 3 exons. NCBI's taxonomy places the organism in Eukaryota, Fungi, Ascomycota, Dothideomycetes, Dothideales, Saccotheciaceae. Gene Ontology annotation, biological process: carbohydrate metabolic process.